Messenger RNA from Amorphotheca resinae ATCC 22711, 1722 nucleotides. RefSeq lists its product as hypothetical. The coding region runs from base 173 to 1498 and encodes 441 amino acids. The record is from RefSeq and is a predicted model, not a curated record. NCBI's taxonomy places the organism in Eukaryota, Fungi, Ascomycota, Leotiomycetes, Helotiales, Amorphothecaceae. The transcript has a single exon.
CACUUAGUACCUGAUCGAUCGAACUCCGUAAUGUCGACUUCUACACAUCACAGAUUUUCGCUGGACCGUCGCAACUCAAUCUGAUGCAUUGAUAACCCUCUCCUGAUUUCCCUCAUCCAACUUCCACUCCCAUUGGACUUUCAAAUGACUUGAAAGAUCAUCAGUCAUCACAAUGGCACCCCUUCUCGAAGAUCCUCGCAUCCGACGAACGUGGAACCAGAUCUCGCAGAACGCUGAAUCUGCGACGGAGAAUGCAGCCGCGGGCAUCUGGACCUUUCAGCACAAGUAUAUCAAUCCAUGCUUCGCCUCGAUUGCAUCCUGCUUCGAACAAUGUACCGAUCAGUGCCUCCCCGACCGCGAGGAGCGUGCCCGCCGAUUGCGAGAACGUGGGCGAACAAGGGGAAGGGCGGAGCUGAGUUUUGACUUCUAUGAUGACUGGGAUCAGGAUGAUAGCCUUGGGGGGGGAGGGUUGUUGGGUUGGGGGAAUGACGAGCUGGACCGGUUGUUGGCCGGGAGCGGAUCGCAUAGCGGGCCUAGUGAUGGGGUCGAUCGGCCCCCGAGGAGGAAAAGAGGGAUGAGUUACGGUACGAGAGGGAGACGAAAGAGUUUGGAUCCGGAUCCUACGGUUAUCCCGAGUACUAGCGCAUUAGGGUUCUUGGGACGCCUGCCUUUCAAGUUUGGCGGCACGUUGCGGUACAAACCCAGUGCUGCAGAUCUGCAGGAACAUCCUGGGGCAUCACGCUCAGAGCGAAGAGGUGAAGAAGAGGGGGAACCUUUGAUAUCGGAAGAAUAUAGUGAGGAGGAUGGAAAUGGAAGUAAAGCACAUAAUAGGCAGCGGAGUUCUACGACCAGUUCGGGGGAGACGUCAGACUCAUUCCGAUCAAGGGGUGACCUCUUCCCAAGUGAUGGAGAAGAUGAUGCGGUGCCUCUGGAUGAUGAGUUUGCAAUGGUCUUAGAAAGGAGGAUGACACUUUCGGGUGCUGAUGACCGGAGCAGCGGCAAGACUCGAAGCAGCAUUGGGAAAGGGUCGGCUGGAUCAAGAAACGUUUCUGGGAGAACUCUUCCGGCAUCAACUCGAUCGAAAUCAUCAUUAUCCGGUCAACGCAAAGGCUCGGGUGCAUCUUUAUCAGUUACCCCAGAUAUACUUACUCCUGAAAUGGCUGGGACACCGUCGUUGACGGAUCUACAAAAAGAGGAGGAGAGAAUUAAACUUGAGGAAGACGCCGAAGUGGAAAGAAAACGAGAGGCUGCUGCUCGGCUCGCUAUCGAACGAGGUCUCCAUGUUGAAGAAGAUUCUACACCUGCUGAAACCUCUGUAUCAGAGACGAAGCUUGAAUCGCCAGCUGUGGAUAUAUCAGCGCCGAUAACAGGGAACGGUCACUUAGAUCAUAGCAAUGAUGCUCCAGCCCCAGGAUCAGCUCCUCUAGCAACAGGAGAAGGCUCUGAUGACCGUGCAAAAAAUAAUUUCGUGCCGGCAAGGUUACCGAACUUUGGUUGAGCGAGCAUUUCCUCUGGGUUACUCUUCUGUCAGCUUUUAAUUUGCAAGCGCUGUUUUGGGAUGAGAACAGAUGGUUGGCGUUAUACAAGCAUGCGAAGCGCUCGCGGCUGGGUUAUUUGGGUGUUAGGGCAGAUAAUCGGGUCAAUUCAACAGUAUCCUCAGCGGUUUCUCAUCUCGCUGAAAUAAAACCUUCAGACACGUUAUAUAUUAUUAAAUUAUCAAAC